AUGCUGCUGGGGUUUGUCUCAUUGCUCCUGACAGUUGGACAGGGGCCCAUUUCAGAAUUCUGUAUCCCAAAAUCAGUUGGAAAUAGUUGGCAUUCAUGUGACAAGAAGCAAGAAGACACCAAGUACAAAGUGGAGGAAAAGUAUUCCGAUGACAAAGGAGGAAGAAGACUUCUAGCUUUUCUAGACUCCGGUGACAGUCCUCGUCGUGUUUUAGCCGCUGCUGUGUAUGACAAAUGCGCAGCCAAGGAGAAAGUUCCAUUUGUCUCGCAAGAUGGCAUCCACCAACUUCACAUAUUCAUCUUCGUGUUAGCUGUUUUUCAUGUGCUUUAUUGCAUACUCAUAUUGGCUUUAGGCAGAUUAAAGGUGUGUUUCUUCAGACAAUUUAUUAGAUCAGUUCCAAGGGUUGACUUUUUAACUCUGCGCCAUGGAUUUAUCACUGUCAUCCUGUUAGUGGGUACAAAGCUACAGGUUAUCAUAACCAAGAUGGGUUUGAGGAUUCAAGACAAAGGAGAGGUGGUUAGAGGAAGCUUAGUUGUUCAGCCAGGAGACGACCUCUUCUGGUUCAACCGCCCUCACCUCUUGCUCUACCUCAUCAAUUUUGUUCUCUUUCAGAUACUUUGCAGCUAUGUGACUCUUCCUCUCUAUGCUUUGGUGACACAGAUGGGUUCAACCAUGAAGCCAACCAUCUUCGACGAGAGAGUGGCCAAGGCUCUACAUAGUUGGCACCAAAAUGCAAAGAAACACAUAAAACAGAACCGUCAGGCAGGUUCUGGAUCCCCAUUGCCAAGCCGCCCAAGCACUCCACUGCAUGCCAUGUCUCCAGUUCAUCUACUUCUUUCGCACGGAAACAAAGUCGAAAGUGUUUCACUGUCUUCUAGGAUUCCCAAUGCUGAGGGAUCGGCUUCAUCCUCACGCCGGCAUGAGAAUGGACAAUGGUGUCGCAGCCACCACGGAAACCAGGAUCUACCGGAAGGAGAGGAGUCAAGAGAGAAACGUUCAGGCCCAGAAACUCAUCCCUCACAGCAUGAAAUUGAGAUGCAAUCAGCAGAUUUCUCAUUUGAGAAAAACUCAACCAUUCUACACGAUGCCAGUGGGCAAUAA
This is a messenger RNA of Ilex paraguariensis (yerba mate), 1101 nucleotides long. The record is from the annotation of a GenBank genome assembly. Lineage: Eukaryota; Viridiplantae; Streptophyta; Magnoliopsida; Aquifoliales; Aquifoliaceae.